AAGUGAAAUAUAACUGAAAUAUUUGAACCGGCCAUUGCAGUCUUGCAGGCAAGCCAGUAGCUUUGCGCAACUUCUUUUUCUUGUUGGGGCAAAUCACACGCAAUAAGCUUGCUUCGAUCUCUCAGCACUUUCAGUUCUCUAAAUCCACCAAAGGCCUCGUCGAUUUCCAGGCUUAUUGCGAUUAAAGGCCAAACUUUUUUACGCCAUAAGAAAGCUUGCGCCUUUUAUGCUGAGGCGGACGAUAUAAGGCGUGCGAUACAAAUCGCAAGAAGGCUUACGCAAUAAUAGGUCUCCAGAUGACAUGAAAAGGAUGGGCCCAGACGUAUUUCAAUCUAAAGAAGUAAUUUAAUACUCGACCAAAAUACUUCUCUUCUUCUGAUUAGCAUGUGGCAGCCCACCUCUCUCCCUCUCUGCUGAGUAUUAAUUUUUGUACACCAGCUCUUCUGUAAGCUUCCGCCUGUCCGCCUAUCCUUCUUAUUGCCCUGCACUGUUCUUAUUUGAGGCUGUCUGUCCCUCGGCGUGCGUCGGCAGGCUUUAGUAGGGAGACGAGAAUUAUACAAAGUACGUAGUAUAUUACUUUGAGUCGGUUCCAAAGUAUCCUUCUGGACUUCUCAUACACCACAGUGCUUAUGGAUCAACUGGUUAUUGACGAUGUAGAGGAAGUUCCAGAUAUCCCCGACAGAACCAUGCAACUUUUUAAUCGACCUCUAAGAAGAUAUAGUAAUUCUAAACAUUCUGGACAAUCUUCACAGAAUAGGCACACUGGUGGAGUUAAAAAGGAGAUAAUCACUUUAGAAACCCAUUCAGAACAGGAAAAGCUUUGUACUGAGCAGACUAAGAGCCAGCUGAUCACCAAUGUCAUUGGAACCACGAGGCUUUUAAGUCAUUGCCCUUCAAGAACCAGUAGUUCUGGACACUCUGGUCAUUUGGACUGCCAUGCAAAGUCUUCAGCUUUUGAAGUGCAUGGAUCUCCUUCAAAAAUUAGUUUUUUGCAUGGAAGGAACAAUGAAAGUGCCCCCAACCACUAUGGGAGGCACUAUAUCUCAGGCCAACUUAGAAAGAAAGAGGACCAAGUGUUGAAUCCUGAAGCAUCUUCCUGCACUGGUGGGUUGGUUGUGAAUUCAACAAAAAGUACACUUGUUGAGGGUUUUAACAAGGGAGCUGUAUCAAGCUGUGAGUCUUCUGACUUACGAGAUAUGGAAAAUCUUUCAGUGACCACAAAGAAUGGCCGCGGAGUAAAACUAAUUGGUGAUAAAUAUAAAGUCACUGUGCCUAUCAAUCAUGGAGAGAGGACAAAUGUCGCUCAUGAUGUGCGUUGCAAUGGCAUGAAGGCUGGCUAUGCUUCUGUUACUACCUCCUUGCCUAGGGUCACUGGGAAAAGAAGAUUGGUCCGAAAUGGAUGUAUAUCUCCUCAUAAUAUAGCGAAGGCCAAACAACCAAUUGGGACAGAUCAGAAUUGUCCUUUAACUGUUGAACGAGAUUGUACCAGAUUUCCUGCAACAUCUAGCAGCUCAAAGAAUGUAUUUAAUGUUAUAGAUUUGGUUUCUGAAGAACACACCUCAUGCUCAUCCAAAGGCAAAGGGGUAACCGUAUAUCCUUCUAUUUCCUCAGAACCAAAGGCUAAAAGCGCAAAUACAUCUCACAGCAAUAUGGUGGUUAUUGAUGAUGAAAUUGAUACAACUGCUAGUGCCAGUCAAGAUACUCUUAGAAGCUUUGAGGAACCAGGUGGAUGGAGAACUACACGAAGUCGAAGUCAGAACAGAUUCUUACAAAGAGAGAAAGAAAGCAAUGAGAAUGUUCGAAAUAAUCCUAUGUGCAAGGAUUUACCCUCCAGUAGGCAUGCCUUUGCACAAUCUAGUCAGAUCGUACAAUCUAUUGGGCAACAAUCAGGCUGUGUUGAUGAUCAUCAUUCUGUGGUAAAUUCUCUUGGUAAAAGACAAAAACAAGGAUCUACUUCAAGCAAUUAUGGGGAAUGUUCUACAUCCACAUUUAGUGAUGGCAUCACAUGUACCGGAUCAUCUAGGAAUGUUAGUAAUUUGAGAUCAGGAUGGUACCAAAACCGUCAAAGAAAAGAUUUCUUAGCUCCGGUUCUCGAGACCUGUCAUAGCUCCCCUCAAAUAAGAAGUGACAGUUCUCAAGCUUCAGCUUGCAAAAAGGAUGAAGAUGCUCGAGUCAGACAGUUAGAAGCAGAUGAAAUGCUUGCACGGGAGUUACAAGAGCAAUUAUAUAAUGAGACACCUAUUUUUGGAGUUACUGAGAUUGAUGAACAUUUAGCAAUGGAUUUGCAGCAAGAUGGUGCACAUAAUUCUUUCUCCGGUGAAACAAAUACAAUCAUUACUAGAGGUAGAUCAGCUACAAUCUCACAAAGGCGUUCCCAAGUGCAGUCUUCAGCUAGUAUUUCUCGUAGAGCAUCUUUUGCUCGAGCAUCUACUUCUAAUAGAUCAGUGAGAUCGGGGACUCGUUUUCCUCGACAGUCUCGAUCUCUAGCAUCAGCAAGACACACGAGUUCAAUUUUUGCUCCUAGUGUCAACAUAGAAACGGUAUUGUACAACUUUGUUAGUUUUCCAUGUUAUAUAUCUUAUGUACUUUUUUCAUUUCGAAUAUGAAGUGUUUCAAUAGUUCAAGUAAGUGUCUAAUUUAGUUGUCCUGUCCAUAAUGCCUUUUGUAUUGCUAGGUUUUUAGGGGUUUACCAAAAUAUUAGUUAAAAAGUGACAUGGAGAGAAAUAGGGAAUGUAAAAAGUAUUUUAACAGGAAAGAAGGGGCAAUAGAGUUUUUUUCCUGAAGGAAGUGCACAAAUAGUAGAUGACUAGAUGUUAGUGAAUGAACAAUGUGAUGGAGCGCAGGAAGAAGUGAAGAACAGUACCCUAGAAUGUAAUCAUCAUUUUAUUGUAGGGGGACAAAGAGAGAAAACAUGUACUGUCGUUACUCGUUACCUCAUCAUUAAGGUAAAUGUAAAUGUUUCAGAUUAAAAAUGAGGAAUUGAGGAUAGUGAAAAUUAUUGUGAGGGUUGUCGAUAUAACUCUUGUUAUAUCUCAUUGCUGUUGACCUUUUUGGGAUCAUAUUUUGGGGUGUUUUAGUACUACAAUACUAUUUAUUUGUUGGUUUGGACUUUGGACUUCGGAGGGGGGUGGGAGUUGAAAUAUGUUUAAGCCACAGCUAGACCAACACCAUAGUAAGGCACUAAGGCCACUCAGGUGGUACUUGUUACUCCCUCUGUUCCUUUUUAUCAUCUUUCAUUCCCUCUCUGUCUGCCCAAAAUUAUUUCCUCUUUCCUUUUAAGGAAAGCAUUAUGAGGUUGAAUGGUUGAUACUUCCUGCCUCUCCUCUAAACUAUUUUUUUUUGAGAACUGUGCCAAGUCCAAAGGGGAGCUUAAUUGUGGAUGAAGCUCACAGAAGUACAUCCUCGCGUAUGCACUGAUAGUUUUGGAGAAUGAGAAUUGAAAUGUUGGAAGCACUUGAGGCGUUUAGCAAUAUGGAAGUAGCUGGUAGGCUUCUUCAUGCUCGACAAGACUUCAAUGAGAACGACUAUGAAAUGUUAUUGGCACUUGAUGAAGAUAAUCACCAUCAUGCGGGUGCAUCAAUAAAUCAGAUUAAUGGUUUGCCACUGUCAGUUGUUCAGGUUGAGAAUCUCGAGGAAGCUUGUGCUGUUUGCCUUGAAACUCUGAUAAUUGGAGAUACAAUCCGCCUUCUCCCUUGCGUGCACAAAUUUCACAAAGAUUGCAUCGACCCAUGGCUGCUAAGAAGAACACUGUGUCCAAUCUGCAAGAUAUCCAUUACUUGAUUUGUUGGGGUGGGCAGCACGAUCUCAUUCUUUGUAUACUUGCAUCAAUUACAUGGGCUUUCACGAUUUAAUCUGGCGAAGAGGCCUGCAGGCCAGUUGAAAGACUGCUGCUGCUGUUUUUUGUUAAUUUCCUACCCUGCGCAUAUAUGUGUUUUUUGCUACUCUUUAGAAGCACAGUUUGUUUUGGAGAACAACAAUUGAAUGAUAUAGAAUCAAUUAUUCAAAUAAUUGAAGCAGUUUCUUUCAUCAUAGAAAUAAUUGAAUUCAUAACCUAUUGAAUAUGCUAUUUUUAUUAUCUUUUUAAGGGAAAAAAAGAUUUUUC
Messenger RNA from Cuscuta epithymum, 4102 nucleotides. The record is from the annotation of a GenBank genome assembly. Lineage: Eukaryota; Viridiplantae; Streptophyta; Magnoliopsida; Solanales; Convolvulaceae.